Molecule: messenger RNA, 1025 nt
Organism: Microplitis mediator
Lineage: Eukaryota; Metazoa; Arthropoda; Insecta; Hymenoptera; Braconidae
Product: waprin-Thr1
Exons: 3
Coding region: 132-470 (112 amino acids)
Cellular component (GO): extracellular region
Molecular function (GO): peptidase inhibitor activity
Source: RefSeq, a predicted model, not a curated record
CGGAAUUAUUGUAUUAAGUAUUAUCAGUAUUAAAAAAUAUUUUUAUUCUGACGAGUCUGAUUAUUAUUGAAUAAGUGAUUCCGGGAUUAGACUCUAAAGUACCAGCUUUCAUUUGAAUCUUUGCCAUUGUCAUGGACGUAAAAAUAAUUAUUUUCUUUUGCUUGACAUGUGUUGGAAUAAUAAACGCGCAAGGCUCGUUUAAAAGUGGAUACUGUCCACUGCAAAACCGAGUAACGAGAUGCAUGCCGACUUGUAUGAGUGACUACCAAUGUGGAUUUAAUGAAAAAUGCUGUCCCAAUAAAUGUAAUUCAAAGUCUUGUACAUCACCGAGUCCAGUGGGAACUGGUUACGAUGGGGGAUACAAAGGCUCUGGAGGUAAUGACGUCAAUUGCGGGGGAAGUACGUGCAAUCGAUAUCAAAAAUGCGAAUUUAAUCGCUCUACCAAACGUUACGAAUGCGUUCGCACAUAAAAUUAUUUUUAGAUUUAUCAAUAAAACCUGAAUUUUAUAAAUAAUCCGUUGUCAAGAUUUAAUUAAUUAUUUUUAGAUGAAUAACUUCAAUGUAGAAAUGAAAUGAUGUUUUAAUAAAAUAAUAAAGCAAACCAUAGGAAUAAUAAAAUGUUAAAUUUAUCUUUGAAAUUGAAUUGUGAUUCAAGAUUUUCAUUGGGUUCUAUGAAAAUACUAAAUUUCCGAGUAAUUCUAACAGAAAGUGAAUGGGAAUCAAUCGGAAAUUUGGUAUUUUUAUAAGAUUGAAUAAGCUUUUGUUAAAAGGAGAUUUAUAAAAUUAGUUUUGAUGAAAAAUCUGAUUGAAUGUGACGUAAAACUUAAAAAUUUAAAAUUUUCCAAACAUUCAAAAAAAUUAUUCGGCCUGAAAAGUGGAACUUACGACUCGCGUUGAAUUUUUGAAGCAGAAUUUGCGAUAUCGCACCUAAAAAUUAAUAAUUGUUGAAUUUGAAAAUAAGUUUCCCUUUUUUUACGAUAAAAUUUUGCAUGGCAAUUAAUUUCCUAAAUCCCUUUUUUGAAAAU